Messenger RNA from Pieris brassicae (large cabbage white), 2364 nucleotides. RefSeq names its product calcium-binding protein E63-1 (gene Eip63F-1). Gene Ontology annotation, molecular function: enzyme regulator activity; calcium ion binding. Bases 370 to 930 code for a protein of 186 amino acids. The record is from RefSeq and is a predicted model, not a curated record. Lineage: Eukaryota; Metazoa; Arthropoda; Insecta; Lepidoptera; Pieridae. The transcript is spliced from 7 exons.
UUGGCGCCACAAUUCAAUUUCAUUUAAGCAUUCAUAAAACUAAACUAUAAUUUGUAAUAUCUAUUCAUGAAGUACGAAGUUUGCUUUUGGCCUCUUUAGAUAGUAUGGCACAGAAAAGUCACCAAGGGAAGAAAACAUAAACAAUUUAUUAUUAGAGCGCUCGUUCGGACCGGGUCGCAUGGCCGUGAUUUGUCCGAUGGCUAUGAUAUACAGAAAUACUCGGGCAAUAAACGAAUAGCCAACGCGUACAAAGGCCGCGCGACAUCAGACAUUUAAACGAACUGUGGAAGUCGAUUAUCACGGCACCGAGCCAUCUCAGCCAACGGCGUUGACAUCGGCAUCUAAAUUAGAUUCUUCAAAAAAUAGGGAAUGGCUACCACAUCCCGAAGUAGAAGAAAGCAGGACGAUGAUAAGAAGAAGAAAAAGUCACCGGUGGACGAUCGCCCUACGGUGCCAGCGCCUAGCGAAGCGAUGCUCAAAAACCUCCGGACAGCGUUUGGCCUACUCGAUCGGGAUAGUGAUGGUCACGUGACACCGGCAGAGCUUCAGUAUAUGCUACAAAAGCUGGGAAUCGAAGUCAGUGAUGACUUAAUAGCGGAACUUAUUAAGGACGCCAGUAAAACUGGAAACGGACUAAUAGAUGAGAACGACUUUAUGCAAUGGGUGACGAAAAUACAGGCUAUACAAGGAAUGGAUGUUAGUUCUAGUGGCGGUGAUUCAGAAGAGGAAAUCACCAAAGAUCUACUAGCAGCGUUCAAGGUGUUUGACCGGGAUGACAACGGUUAUAUAACUCGAGAUGAGUUAAGGACUGCUUUGGAGAUAAUCGGCGAGCCCGUAACCGACGCGCAGCUUAACCAGGUGCUUGCAUUGGGAGACAUCGAUCAUGACGGCAGAAUUGAUUAUGAGGAAUUUGUGAAAAUGCUGUUGUAACAAGUUCCCCAGAGUCCUGAAGUAAAAGACCUCACUAGAUUAAGAUCCUAAGUUAUUUAUAAGUCAUGCGAAAUAAUAGUAAUCAUCAAAAAAUUAUAGGUAUAAUACCGUGUAUUUUUAAGGCGAAUGUUUAUGCAAUAUUUUUGAUAAUGAAUAUAGUUUUGUGCUGAGAAUAUUAGACACAACACAUCGUAACAUUUUAAUAUGAAAAAGUAGCCAUCAACGGUUGUAAAUAGCGCUUCCUUUUUAUUAUUUAUAGAAUCCAUAUAAUUUGGUACUUCUAAAAUAUGAAAACACGCUAUAUUAUUGCAAAAUUUUAGAAAGAAAAAUCCGAAAGACAUCCCUAGUCCAAUAAUUUUAUAUGAAAUGAUUUUUUUAUUAUCGCAAAACUUUAAGCCAGUUUUAAGUAAAAGUUAGGGAAACUACACGCGAGAAAGAAUAAACAAACACAUCAAAAGGAAAUAAAGGGAUAAGCUAAUUCAAAAUAUAUACAUAAACAUAUUAAUAUUAUAUAUUGAUUAUGAAAGAAGAUAAUAUAAUAAAGGAUAAACUAAAAGACAGGAGAUUUUAGUCGGAAACGGAAGAUGUAUAUAAAAUGGUUUAAUUUAAACACAUAUAAUCUUUAUUUAGUCGAUCAAACAUGCCGAUAAAAAGUUUUUAUAUAAUUAUUGUUUGUCGUACGUUGAAUGCAUGUAGUUCUAGUAGUUAGGCAUAUCAUUUGUAAAGUAUUCGUUAAGUUUAUUCUAAGUACACAAUAGCUGGAAGUAAUUUAUAUUUAUGAUCCGACUGAUUGAAUAAUGUUUUAUGACAUGAAAUUUAUUCAAUCAGUUCUCAGACAUAAGUGAAAUUAACAGUAAUUGGUCCAAAAGAGAUACAAUAAAGGCCACAUUCUCAAAUAAAAACAUAUUAUAAAAUUGUGAAACAUACACGGUUGUGAGUUAUUUUAAACCAUAAAACUAUAUAUAUAUAUAUAUUUGAUGACUGGAUAAAUGGCCAUUUCUUUCAAUGUUCAUUAGUUCCAAUAAUGGUAGACUUACAUCUAAAUUAAAAAGAGCGAUUCCUGGAAUUGUAUUAGAACCAUGAUCAUUAUUAACAAGACCAUUUAUAAAAUACCAUUGCUAAUUUAUGAAUUAAACAUUAACAUUUAGAGGCUUAGUUGGUAACGCACACUUAACGCGGAGGAUCUAGGUUCGAUUCCGAGGUUGUUUAAAGUUUAUUUUCCAUAGUAGAUAGAAACAAGGGUUAGGUUCAUAUUUAGAUGUAAUCUUUUUAAAGAAUAUAUUUUGGGGUCACAUUUUUUUUUAAUACAACAAAAGCUGAGAUUUACCGAGUUUAAGUAAUUAAUGAAACAUUUGGAAUAAUUUUGUAAUCGAAUUAUGGCCUUAGAAAGGCUAGUGAUGUGAACUACAAAGUGAUUAAAUAAUACAUUUUUUA